Molecule: messenger RNA, 5117 nt
Organism: Metopolophium dirhodum (rose-grain aphid)
Lineage: Eukaryota; Metazoa; Arthropoda; Insecta; Hemiptera; Aphididae
Gene: gpp
Product: histone-lysine N-methyltransferase, H3 lysine-79 specific
Exons: 16
Coding region: 439-3951 (1170 amino acids)
Biological process (GO): regulation of transcription regulatory region DNA binding; DNA damage checkpoint signaling; DNA repair
Cellular component (GO): nucleus
Molecular function (GO): histone H3K79 methyltransferase activity
Source: RefSeq, a predicted model, not a curated record
GUGUUAGGCCGACGUACGUGACGGAUACGGUCAGCGUGAUGGUGGCGGAAGCGUUCGGGAAAGUAGCGUAAAAUCGUCUUCGGGCCAGUCGAUGCACCAUCGUCCAUCACGGUCGCAUCUCUAAAAGAUAGUCUUGCCCGUGGCGCGUUUUUUGGUUAGUGGUCGUCGUAUUUAUCCUCUGUUUUUUUUUUUAUUCGUCGUCCUCCCACCGAGAAAUGUCGCGAUCAUCCCUGUCGUCCGCGUUUCGUUCAUCGCCGUUCCGGUCGUCGGUUCGGUAGAGAGCGUCGCGAUUCUAAUAUAUCGUCGCUCGCCGCCGUGUGUUUUAGUGGCGCGAUUGCCUAGUGCGACCGUGUCCGUCGUUGGUGCGCUUCUAGUGCUGUGUAUAAUUAGUGGCUGUGGUGCGCGUUCUGUGCGCCAGUAUUUUCGACUCAAGCCAACAUGGAAUUGCGGUUGCACAGCCCCGUGGGCUCCGACCCCGUCGUCUACAAAUGGCCCAUGAUCAUAGGCAGAGGAUCGGACAAACAUGAUGGUGCACUGGGAAUUAUAGAAACAAUAAAAUUGGUGUCGGAUGACUUCCCAGACAUGAAGAUGCCUCUAGAAAACAACAUACUUUGCAACUACGACACAAAAUCAUACGACAGCAUGAAGUCUUUGUGCGACAGGUUCAACAAGGCCAUUGACAGCAUGGUUCAAUUGAAUAAGGGAACUUCUUUACAAAAAUUUAGUAAAAAAGCAUCUAGAAGUCUUCUCCGACACAUAAUUCAACAAGUUUACAAUGUUUCUGUAACCGACCCUGAUAAACUAAAUCAAUAUGAACCAUUUUCACCUGAAGUAUAUGGAGAAACAUCUUUUGAUCUCAUCUGUCAAAUGAUUGAUCUGAUUAACAUUACGGAAGAUGAUAUAUUUAUAGACCUUGGAUCUGGUGUAGGGCAAAUCGUUUUACAAAUGGCUGCGGCCACUCAAUGUAAAAUCUGCUGGGGUGUUGAAAAAGCUGAUGUCCCUUCAUCAUACUCAAAAUUUAUGCAUUUAAAUUUUCAAAAAUGGAUGUCUUGGUAUGGCAAACAAUGUGGCCAAUAUCAACUUAUGAAGGGUGACUUUUUGAGUGAAGAACAUAGAGAAAAGAUAACUAAUGCAACAAUUGUAUUUGUGAAUAAUUAUGCAUUUGGGCCACAAGUAGACCAUAUGUUAAAACAACGAUUCGCUGACCUGAAAGAUGGAGCUAGAAUAGUUUCUUCGAGAUCGUUUUGUCCUCUUAAUUUUCGAAUGUCUGAACGCAAUUUAAGUGAUAUUGGAACCAUAAUGCAUGUAACAGCGAUGGAACCUAUAACUGGUUCAGUUUCUUGGACUUGUAACCCUGUAAAGUAUUAUCUACAUGUUAUUGAUCGAACAAAGCUCGAGCGGUAUUUUACUCAAAAUAAGCCUCCCGUUCCAAAAUCAAGGGUGAAUGGAGAUAAACAAAAAUUAACAACAACCAUUUCUGUUAAUAAUUGUUCAUCUGAUGAUACAGACUCAUUGUUUAGUACUUUGAAUGGUGAUAGUGUGGAUGGAAGUGCUACAACUGGAUUGACACCUGACAAAACUAUAACAAACAACAAUGGGCGAUGUGCAUGGUCAGAUCUAGGUGGGCAAAAUAGUGAGGAAGAAAAUGAAAAUAAUACAGACAUUCACAGUAGAACUACUCGAAAAGUAAUGAAGCGUAACACACCACGGCGUAGUCGUAGUUUUAAAAUCACUCCUACUACAUAUUUAAACCGAUCACAUUCUGAAGCAACUGUUCCUGAAAAAAAGACUGUAGAAAAAAUUGCAAAAGCAAAACGAGUUGUUUCUACUAACCGCAAACAAAAGGCUAAAAGAAAGCCACCUAAACGUAAUGUUAAAAUAUCAGCGUCUCUAAAUUUAUUACAUAGUGAGACUGUAUUAAGUACUACACCAGAAGUAUCAAUGAGUAUUAAAGAGCCUCCAAAAGGAUGUGUUGAUCAUACUUUGACUUCAAUUACGGGAGUGGGAGCUGGAUAUGCAGCUACUCAUACUGAACUUCCUCCGCCCACUGGAGAUAUUCCAUACUCAUUACAAUUGCUUUUAGAUGAUUAUAAAGAAGGCUUUAUGAAUAUGAUAAAUAUGUUUAAGACUCAGAAAUUCCGCGAAGAUGUUGAAGCGCAAAUAAUUGCUGAAAAGGAAAAAAAACAAAAUUCAAACAUGAAAAUAAAUCAAAUAAAAAAACAAAUUGACCAUCUAAUUAAGGAUAGCUGUAGUCUUUUAAAGACUCGUAUGAAGGAACUUGAUAUUUAUCCUACUAAUACCACAGGAGAUGUUUUGACAGCAGCUAAAGUAAUCGUAUUGCGUCAUAAAGAUCUACAAACUAAAGUGGCCAAAGUUAAAAAUGAAACAAAUGUAUUAGAAAAUCAACAUUGGGAUUAUUACUGUAAAAGAGCUGCUGAGGUGAAUGCUGUUGGUACCCCUGGACAUUUAUUAGUACAUCAAACUGAUAACUCAACAGAUCAAGAAAUAAACACCCAACGUUUAUUAAUGACAGAACUUAUGGCCAAUCGAAAAAGAAAACAUGCUUUGUCUUCAACUAUUGAAGGAGUCAAAACUGAAAUUGAUAACUUAGAAAAACAAAAUUCAUCAAAUAAGUUCAAUGGCUCUUUAGUAAAUCAAAUGUGUAAUAAUAAAAAAUCAAGAAUACGCUCCCAAGACUGGCCAGAAGUACCAGAUAUAGCUAGAAUUGAUGAAAAAAAUCCAGAAAUUCUGGCACAAAAAAUAUUAGAAACUGGUAGACAAAUUGAAGCCAGAAAAAUAAUAGAAAAUGGUAGACAAGUUGAACUAUCGACGCGGUAUCAACGCUCAAAUAAGAUCUAUAACAGAAAUUCAUCAGAUACUUCACUUAAAGUGCCUUUUUAUGAUGAACAUGUCAAAGAUCUCAUAACUCAUGCUUUAAAUGAACCGUCAUCUAAAGGACCAGAUUAUACUAUUGUAUCACCUGCUAAAGUUGCUUUACGAAGGCAUCUGUCACAGGAAAAAAUUUCUCCCAGUCCACCAAUACAGCAACAAAAUGUCAUAACAAGAACAAUUGGUGAUGUGUUAAAUAAUGAAAUUGAAAGAUGUUUGGAAAUGGACAGACAUAAUCGAACAUUAGAAAUAAGCAAUCAGUCCAUAAUUAAUGCCGUUGUACCAUUAUCCAUGCAUAAUAGAAACAAAGACACCACCCAAGCUAUACAUUCAUUGCCUUCAGAAAAACGUUCAUUUAUGUACAUACCAUUACCAAAAGCUGAACUCAAACCUUACCAAGAAUCAUUAUUUAGUGAUGAUAUCCCUCCACCUCAUUUAAUCACUCUCAAAGAGGAACCUGUUGAAGGACUGGCUGCAUCAUUACACGAUCGACUAUUAGAUAAUGAUGGAGAUGAUAGUAAUGGUGAUGAAGGCUUGUCAUUUAAAGAAGAAAAGACUGAAUCUGACACUCAAUCACCACAUAGAACACUCAAGCGCAGUUCUGAAUCACCUGGCCCUCUAAAUGCUAAAAAAAUGACACCUAUGUCCGACAGACUUCCCUCUGAAGAAGAUGAGAAAUGGAAUGAUCGCAUUCGUGAAAGAUUUGAUAGCUUGGUAACAUUUGCAUCAUUAGAAUUGGAUAAACGGCGUCGUAAUAGUUCAGAUGCUGCUGCUGCUAAUACCAGCCCUGAUAGUGGUAUAGGUCAUGGUGAUCCACCGCCUGCCUUACAGCCACCACCAUCACCAUCACCCCCAUUUUCCCCAGCUCCAUUGGAUGGGCCGUAUAGUCCUGUACCUGCCCCGACUGUGACUGCUCCAAACAUACCAUUAAGAUAUCAACGUCACACUAACCAUAAAAAGAAGUCUUUUCGUGAUAAAUAUCGGUCCACUGGGCCUAAAGCAAAAACAUGGGCUGCCAAAUGGAUGGAUGAUGAAAUUCAAAGCACAAGCAAUUUUUUUUAAUGCAAGUAUUUUAUUUUUCUAAAAUGUCUUUUCCACAACCCUAUUAGUUAGAUUUUAAAUAUUUAUAAUUGUUAAAACAACUUUUUCAUACCCUUAACAAUAGUAUCAAUAUAUUAUAUUUAUUGUUCUUUGAUUAAAAAAAAAAAAUCCGAAUUAUGGUGUAUUUUUUUUUUAUACAAAAUAGGAAAUAAUGUUAUUCAUUCUAAUUAAAUCAUUGACUUAAUAACAAUAAUCUAGUUUUUUUUUAAUACAGGUUCCUUGUUAUUGUAUUUUUCAACAGUACACAUUUUUAUUGAAGAAAAGAAAAUAAAUUAUAAUUAUAAUAAUUAUACUUUUGAUGAAUUUAUUUUUAAGCAAUAUUUUUAACUGCCUUUAGUUUGAUUUGUUUACCGAUUGUUUUAUUAUCAUUAACUAGUAUUUAUUAAUAUUAUUAUUUAUUCUUUUCUUUUUUUUUUUUCGUUAUCCUAUUUACUGAUUUUAGAAUAAUAAUUAAUCAAAUAAAUAAUCUGUUCACAAUAAAUAUUCUGAAUAGAAAUUAAGUACUUAACAUUGUAAAUAAUUACUUUAAAAAUGUGUACAGUAAGUAAAAUAUUAAUUAGGCAUCCCAAAUACCAUAGAAAUAAUGUGUUCUUUAUUGUUUAUUUUUAAUUUUUUUUUAAUAUUGUUAUUAGUAUAGGUAUCUAUAAAUAUUUUUUUUUUGUCAAAAUCUGUGUCUCCUCUGUUUUAUCAUUUGUUUUUUUUUUUUUGACGAUAUAGCUCAUCACUGCCUUUUUAUGGAGGCCCCCAUAUUUAUAAAUAUGUACCUAUAGUUCUAUAAAUUAAUAAUUAGUAUAACAAUUUUUUAAAAAUUUAUGUUAUGGGGGAACUUAGACUUUUUUCAAAUAUCUUUUUAUAAUACAUUUUUCAAACUGCCACUCGUUAAAAGUGUUCAAAUUUAAAUUGUAAACCAUUUCUUUUUUUUUUUGUAUUGCAAUUUGCAUAAUUUUUUGUUCCUAAGUUAUUAUAAAGUUCUCCAAUUUUGUACAGAAUAUUUUAGUGGACUUUUUGACAGAUGUUAUUUAUUUCUUUUUAUAAUAUUAUUAAGAACAUUGUACUGUUAGUACAAAAUUAUGUUACGUACUAAUAAAGUAUUGUAAAUACAUGUUAAAUAUAUUGUUUUGAUGGUA